GUUUAGGUGGUUCCGCCUCUCCUCCUCCGACAGAACUCGGCUGUUGUCGCUGACUCUCGAAGCGCCCAAGUGGAGGAGAAAAAGGAAAGGAGAGAGGGGGGACUGGUCGUAGGGAGGAAGGAGGGAAAAAAGUAAAGGAAAAUUAAAUAUUAACACCAGGCGUCAGCGGAAAGUGAAAGUGGUGCGUUUCGGAAGCUUUGAAGUCUCCUGAAGGGUCCAGCUGGUCUUUCACAGUCUAUGUUGUAAACACGUUACUGUAGUUGUGACAUUGCGCGGUGAGCGACACAGCAAAGGGAAAGGUCUCCUCCCAGUCUGUUGACGGAUACAGUUCGGCUUCAGUGAAAGGAGACACGGCUAGACCUGACCAGUGUUGCAUUGCCCAGGAUGUCUUCGAAGGCUCACAGCUCUAAUAAUAUCGCCAAUGCCAGGCGAACGGUGCAGCAGCUGAGAAUAGAGGCGAGCAUCGAGAGGAUAAAGAUAUCCAAGGCCUCUGCAGACCUAAUGAACUACUGCCAUGAGCACGCCAGAAACGACCCUCUCCUCAUGGGCAUUCCUGCCUCAGACAAUCCCUUCAAGGACAAAAAACCCUGCACUAUAUUGUAGUGGAUGCCACUUAGCCCUUAUGUGUUUUUUUUCUUUUGUUUUGCUUAUUAAUGUUGCUGUAUUCUUUUGUGUUGGGAUGAGAGUGAGGGGUGGACUGUGAUUGAAUCAUUCCCAUGUGUUCACCUAUUCUGUUAAUGCAAUUUAAACACCAUUUACCCUAAAAUAGCAACUCAUACUGCGCUAAAAAAGCCCCUUUAGCCUGUACUGCUCUUUCCUUAUCCUUCACUCUGAGCUCUGACCACUAACAAGACUUUGGCUGCAUGAUUUGUGUUGGUAUCAGGUACGUUGUGUUAAAAAAAUACAGAUUUUAUUGUUGGGCUACUUUAGUGAUGGAUUAAUCCUUACUAUGUUAACUGUCUCAUCCCCAUCAGGCUGUGACUGUUGUUGUCCUCUACAUGGAUUCAUGCAGCCAAAGCUCAUCCUCAGUACUUUAAAAGUUUCUUCUUCAUUCCCAAUAGUAUUUCACCCAUUUCUGUGCAGUUAAGAUUAUGAAAUAUCUUUGAUCAGGGCAAUAUUUUCACUAAAUAUGAUGUUAAAUUCAGAGUAUUCUUGCAUCCCAUGUCUUAGACAAUCCACAUAUAUAUUUAAUCCUUUGUUUUCCUCUCUGGUAUUUGCAGUAUGAUUACCAUGAUACAGUGUUGUCAAUUUAAUGAAGCAUCUUGUUAAGAUCUAAAACCUUUAAUACAAAAUCAUGUCUGCUCAGAUUCAAGCCAUUGCCAUCAUAAGACCCCAGUGCUGUGAUGCUGAACCAGAGCAUGCAAAACACAGAGAUGAACAUGCAAAAGUAGUCUCUGUUUGUUUUACUGUCUGUGUCAGCUGACAUCUUGUGUUGUAAGGAAACUGGGACCAAGCCAAACUGGCGAUACUGGAUUCCGAAACAUCUAAAAAAAUGUCUGAAUGAAACUAUUUUUAAACAUUCCUUCUAAAAACACUCUGUGGUACUCUAUUUAUAGAAUGCUGACGGCACGCCAGCAAGUGCUGCACAAGACUGUGAGUCACGCUUUCUUACUGAUCACAACAUGUGUCUUAGGUGAGCGAAUGUGCUGCACGUUGUUUGUUGUCCUAAUUUGUUUGUGCAUGAGUGUUACAGCUGCAAGUGGCAAUGUGUAUUAAUGAUUAAACAAAAAAAACCACGACUCCAUCACUGUCCUUAAAGAGUAUAACAUUUGGUGUAUGUGGGGUGUUCAGUCUUCAGUCUUCACAUUGUGAUUCUUGGGAGGAAAAAAUCUGCUAUUGUGACAUGAAAAAAAGAAGCAUUAAUCAGAUUUUCUUACACUCUAAAGCCUUACUUAUGUCUGCCUUGUAUCAAGAACACUCAAGGGGAGUACUUUCUUGAAAAAACUGUUUCUAUCAAAUGUUUUUAUCUGUGGGUUGAAGGUGAUUUGCAAUGAUAUAUUGUGCCAUCUGUUCUUGUCCUUGUGUCACGAGCGGAAAAUGUUAAAUGGUGUUACACUUACCUGGUGCUCUGCUUUUUCAGCUGUUAUGGUCUUGUUGCCUUCUCCAAAGGGUACGUUCAGGUCUUCAAAUCAGCGAGAUCUGGUGUUAUUAUCCAGUCCUACUUUAUGAUUGUGUCUAACUGUCAGUUCUUCUUACUUGCAAUAAAUCAUCCCUGUUUGCCUCUUUUAAGGAAGAGUUCAGAUUACCACUGCCAUGUUGAGAUCUCUGUCAAUUCUGUAACUGCCUUACUGCACCGUUGUUGGAUUAAUUUAACUGUCAGAAUCUACAUUUUGAUAAUUGUCUUUAUUAAUAUACCAACCUUUGUAUGAAGACUUAAUUAAGAUUAAUAAAGUGAAGCAUUCCUACAGUGCAAUACUGUACUAAUAUCUCAAUAAAGAUGUGUUGUGCUGCACAGUCUGAACAUUUAAACUCAA
Molecule: messenger RNA, 2474 nt
Organism: Notolabrus celidotus (New Zealand spotty)
Lineage: Eukaryota; Metazoa; Chordata; Actinopteri; Labriformes; Labridae
Gene: gng12a
Product: guanine nucleotide binding protein (G protein), gamma 12a
Exons: 3
Coding region: 385-603 (72 amino acids)
Biological process (GO): G protein-coupled receptor signaling pathway
Cellular component (GO): heterotrimeric G-protein complex
Molecular function (GO): G-protein beta-subunit binding
Source: RefSeq, a predicted model, not a curated record